Molecule: messenger RNA, 3722 nt
Organism: Petromyzon marinus (sea lamprey)
Lineage: Eukaryota; Metazoa; Chordata; Hyperoartia; Petromyzontiformes; Petromyzontidae
Product: ras association domain-containing protein 8-like
Biological process (GO): signal transduction
Source: RefSeq, a predicted model, not a curated record
GUGGUGCUGCGUGGUUGAGCAGCAGCAGCAGGAGGAGGAGACGUGCGUGGGGGCAGGGCUGUAGUUAGGGCUGGGCUCUGCCUCACACGGCGCUCACGGGAUCGCGACGCGAGCGGAAAAGUCGAUAGAGGGGGCGACAGGGACUGAAGCGAGAGCGGGAAGGCGAGACGGGAGAGGAGAGAGACCAAGAUCGGGACCCACGUCCCGCGUCGCUCGGGCCGCACCUGCGUCACCAACUAAACUCACUCCACCUGCGUCACCAACUAAACUCACUCCACCUGUGGCUGCUGCUGCUGCUGCUACCGCUGCUGUCGGGCCCCCGGAUCGCCCAGACGAGACCCAGGAGAGCGGUGACGGUGACUCUUGGGCUUACCAGCGAUCGACGCGCCGCUCCCCGGCCCCUCGUCCCACAAGCUUUCUCUGUGUCCUACUCUCCUGCCCCUCCUCUGCCGCCACCCUUGGGCCGUCGACAAUCAGACGAGCGAAGGGGUGGUUUUCUGCAAAGUUCUCAUAGCCAGCGCGGGUCGCUGGGGCCCAUUCGGACUGAGGGCCCUGUGAGCGCAGGGAGAGAGAGCGAGAGAGCAAGUCACGUGUGAGGGAGGCAGGGCCCACCGAUGGAGCUGAAGGUGUGGGUGGAGGGGGUGCCGCGGGUGGUGUGCGGUGUCACAGACGCGACCACCUGCCACGAUGUCGUCAUUGCCCUCGCUCAAGCGCUCGGCCGCACGGGGCGUUACACACUCAUCGAGCGAUGGCGCGACACGGAACGCCACCUGUGCCCGGGCGAGAGCCUGGCAGCGGCGUUGGCCGCAUGGGGGCAGCACUCUGCCGACGUGCAGCUGCUACUGCGCCGCACGGGACCCGGCCGUGAGCAGGACCCGGGGCCUGGCCGCGCCUUCCCGCACCAAAGCCUGCCCCACCAGGGAAGGCCGCGUCCUGCCGAAGCUGGUGCCAGGGCCACCGUGGUUGCGCCGGAGCCCGAAUCGGAUUCGCUUCGGCGCCGGGAGGUGAUGCGCAAGUCGCUCACGUUCACGCCGGGCAUCCGCAAGCUGCUGGAGAAGGCAGGCGGCGGGCGAGGCCACGGGGAGCCGGCGGGCGGCCCUGGGGCGCCCGCGCCACCGGCGCGGCCCGAUGAGCUGAAGCGGCUCGUGCGGCUGCAGAACGAGCGCCUGCGCGAUGUUGAGACACGCAUCGACGCGUCGGACGCGGAGCUGCGGCGCUGGGAGGAGCGUGACGCACGGAGCGUCGGCGCCGACGACGAAGACGACGACGACGACGACGAUGGGAGAGAGGACGGCGGCGCCGUGGCGGCGGUGGCCAAGGAGGCGGCGCAGUUGGAGGCGGAGAUUGCUCGCAACGAGCGGGAGGAGGCGGCGCUGGAGGCGGAGUGGCGGCGAGAGACGGAGCGCGAGGCGGAGCUGGCCCAGCGGCUUAGCGAGGCGAGGGAGCGUGCGCGGACCGCCGGCGAGGCCGCACGGCACCGUACCGAAGAGGCACGCCGCCUCGAAGCCGAGGUGGCGGCCGUGCAGCAGAGAGGGGCCGAGCGCGGCGCCGCGGACCUGAGGGCGCGCCUGGCGGAGGUGGAGCGCGAGGCCCGCUCACUCGACGGAAGCCUCGUGGUGGUGCACUGCUCGCUUGAGGAGGCUGCACGGAGCCUGCGUGAUAAGGAGGGCGAGGCGGAGCGCCUGGGCCGCGAGCUGCGCCAGCUGCACUUGCAGCAGUUCAUUGCGCAGACGGGCAGCCGUGUCACCGUGCUCUCCGAGCCGCCUGAUGACGCGACGGCGGUGGCGGUCGAUGCCGGCUCGGUGUCCCGCGAGCCCCGGCUCGUCCCGCCCGCCCCCCACGUGCUCCACACUUCACUGCUCUCCAGCUUCAACCCCGAGAGCAUCUACGUGUGAACCCUGCUGAGCUUUGGCGUCGGCGCGCGGCACCACUGCUGAGGUGGCGCGGCAUCGUCGCUCUGCCGUGACCGCAUUCAUGCUGAUCAGGCCGGCCGAGCACCUUCCGAGAUACUGCUUAGAGAAUGGUCCCGGCAACUUAGCGUCUGCUUACAUUUGUGAAAUCUAUCCCCGGUGCUGGUACACGAGGGUCUACUGCUACGGAGAACGGCGCCGGAUCGUUGGCAUCCGCACAAAUGUGCAGACGAGGGAAGACCAGUGAACUCUGAACUCGGAGGCAAGCUUGCUGACCACUUGGCCCUGCAGUCAUUUGUAAUCAUGACUUAAAUUGAAGCGACCUGCAGGCAAGCUGUGUUGUUGCUGCCUGCAGGGCCACGCAGCGUUGUUACAGAACCGGAACCUCGGCGCAGAAGACGGGAAGACGUGAACGUAGGUGGAGUCGCUACUGCUGCGACGUCGCUGCUGCUGCGACGUCGCCACUGCUGUGGUGACGCCGCUGCUGCGCCGCUUCUGCUGUGACGACACUGUUGCUGCACCGCUGCUGCUGUUACGACGCCCCCGCUGCUGCUGCGCAACAGCUGCGCCGCCACUGCUGCGAUGACAACGCUGCUGCGACGCCGCCGCUGCUGCGAUGAUGUCGUGGUGCAGAAGCACUGUCGCUGCCGGGCCUGACCGUCGCCCCCCUCGGUGAAGUCCGUGCGCCGCGUCGCCGAGUUGGCAGGAUGCACGGCGACCACCUGAGGACGUCGUUUUUGUUAUUUUUAUUCCUGUUUGUAAAGGACUUGCAGUGGCCGUUUCACCUGCAGUGUGUUAAUAUGUCGAGUCGUUUUAUACCUUGGUAGCGCCCCGAGAUGUCGCUGGGAAUGUGUGGGAUUGGCGUGUGAAGGGCUCGGAAGACUGGGCCACCCAUCUGCUCAGCGCCAUUGUCUUCAUCUGUUUACAGUUGCCACAUGGCUGCAUUCCUGCCAUCAAAUGUUAUUUUAAAUGCCACACAAUAAAUAAAAAAAGUAACGAUUUUUUGUAUUUUACCAGUUAAGGCCCACUGAGCUAUACAGCUCUUUUUGAGAAGCGACCUGCCUAUAAAUGAUAGCUCGAUCAAGUGUCUUAUCAUCAACGAAGUUGUUUAAAUGAUAGCAAUCAAAUACUCUAAACGCAUGUUUCCAAAUAUGGAGGGAAAAUCCGGAGGACCUGGAGAAAAAUCCAUGCAACCACGGGUAGAGAGAGGCAUACAAACUCCAAAUAUACAGGUGUCUGGGUCUGGAUCGAACCCACAACCUCCUUUAUACCAACUUUCCAAGGCUUCCUGUUUAGUAUCUGCUCCGCACAGGCAGACAUACAGAGGCUCUGGAAGCGGUGGUGGGAGUCUCCCACUGUUGCUUCUUUGGGGCCUUAACAAUGCGUUCAGUGUUUGUUAGUGAAACGUUAGGACGCGAAUCGGGGAGAGUUUAUGAAUGAAAAAACAUUUGCAUUCCACUGACAAUAGAUUACACAUUACUCCUUCAGGAUAAUAAGCAACUCAUUACACAUCGGGCUGUGGCUCAUCUGUUUAUGAUUGCUCAAUGUAUUGGAAAGUAGCUAAUGUGCUACUGGCCAUUCACUGCACUGGAUGUAAAACUAUUUCUUGACUGGGUGUAUGUAACACUGAUUGGAUGUGCAGGGAGCUCGUGACUGGGGUAGGUAACACUGGCUAUGAAGGGAGCUUGUACCGUAUUUUCCCGCAUACGCAUAUAACCCGCAAACGCAUAUACCCCGCAAAAAUAGCGUUUUGUGUAAAACAAAUUUCAGAUAGCCCGCACCUCCAUACACCCCGCAUGCAUUCAUAUCUUU